This is a messenger RNA of Drosophila subpulchrella, 1429 nucleotides long. RefSeq lists its product as uncharacterized. Bases 162 to 1268 code for a protein of 368 amino acids. The record is from RefSeq and is a predicted model, not a curated record. The transcript has 2 exons. Lineage: Eukaryota; Metazoa; Arthropoda; Insecta; Diptera; Drosophilidae.
UUUACCUGUAACAUUUAAAACAGGAAGAUAACGGCCCGUUAAAAAAUAAUUAAUAAACGUAGUUCUUAAUUUUGUUAAGUGUUUCAAAAAGAAUUUAAACUUUUAUAAUCAACUUAAAACAACAUACUUAAACUUACUUCCCACUUUAUUAAAAGUAAGUAAUGAUGGAAAGUUCCAAUGAAAAUCCUCUUACCUUCGGUGCGGGCAUCGAAUUCGUGCUCGAUAUGAUCUCCAUUGAUGCCGAGGACCGACAAACUUUCAAGGAAGAUGCCCAGCAAAUCGAAAAUGAGUUCAUCCGGGCGAUUUCCCGCAGAGAUCAUUUCUUCGCCUCGGCCUUCCGUGGACUGUACUUGACGGGCAGUAAUCUGGAUAAUGUCAAGAUCAAUCUGCCCGAUGAGUUCGAUAUGCUGACCACUAUCCAGUUUCCAUGUAAAGUAGAGCCUGUGCGGCUGAUCGGCCAACCCAACUAUGUGUUAUUGCGGGUCAAAGGGGAUGAUGUUCCUUAUCACUUGGUAAAUCAUCAAGGAGAAGAUUACUAUAUAAGCCGACGGAAGAUCCAGGCCUGGUUCCGAGACAACGUCAGCGAAGUAAUUCCGGAAAUAAAGUUUAUACACUGCAAAGGUGGGCGUACCUACGAGCUGAAACACAUAAGUGGUGGGCAUGUAGCCCACACCAUUAAGGCUGUAUGCUUAUCCAAUCCCAGUCGGAAGAUCUGCUUCGACUUUGUGCCAGCUUUUAAAUUUUUGGCAUCGGAGUGGCUCCGUGCUUUUCCCCAACACCCGAAUGAGGAUCGCAGCUGGUACGCCGUGCCCUGUAAAAUCCGAACUCCCAAUGUUCCGGAUGAUCCACUUUCUUUCACCGUCUGUGCUCCUCACUGGGAGCGAAUGGUCUUGAACAAGAAGCAGAACCUCAAGGACGGGUUGCGGCUAAUGAAAGCUUUACGGGAUGCCAAUGAUAUGCCCAUGAUCUUUAGUUACACAAUCAAAAGUCUCUUCUUGAACGCGACCGCAAAAAGAAUGAUAAGAUAUAAUCAAUCGCCAGGACAAAUUCUAAUUCGAGCGGUUCUCCUUAUGGCAAAGUUCCUUCGGAGGGGAUUUCUUCCGUUUUACUUGGUGCCGGAUGCUAGCGUUUUGGAACACAUUGACAAGGAACAAAGAAGGGAUUAUGUUCGAAAACUCUACCGAAUCGUAAGGCGACUCAUCAAGUGUCGGGAUAGGAAAUGCAUGAGUCCAGAUGAUAUGCAGUUCAUUUUUGGAAUGCAGUACUGAUAACGAAGUUUGUAAUAUUUCCAUAUCCAGUUUGUAUGCUAAGAAACCAGAAGAUAUUUCAAAUGUAGUUCUAAAGUUAUCAUCGAAUACUUUCAAUUCUAGCUCUCAGAAGCCAUAUAUAUUUAACUUUUUCUAUGUACAAGAGUUUUCCUUAUAAGGGU